Anopheles funestus (African malaria mosquito) is the source of this 2776-nucleotide messenger RNA. RefSeq names its product arylalkylamine N-acetyltransferase 1 (gene speck). Bases 1474 to 2322 code for a protein of 282 amino acids. NCBI's taxonomy places the organism in Eukaryota, Metazoa, Arthropoda, Insecta, Diptera, Culicidae. Gene Ontology annotation, molecular function: N-acetyltransferase activity. The transcript is spliced from 5 exons. The record is from RefSeq and is a predicted model, not a curated record.
UUUAGACCAGCGUUUGAGCGUGCUGCACGGGAACGGCCGCAUCGCGUAGAACCGAACAUUUCAUGCGUUCAUGUGAUUCGUGAGUGACGGCUCGAGAAAGCUGGCCGAUGUGUCCUUUAGCACGUUGCUACCGUGAGGACUAGCUUUCGGUUUGUAACACACAGGACACAGACUGUACCGGAAGCAACGGCAAAAAAUGCGAAAGUAAAAAGACCAAUCGUCGAUAAGGGAAGAACGAUGCUAAGCGAGUGAAGGGAUACUUCAGUCAAAUCCACUAACGAAGCACGUACUCAUCUUCACGGGUCGAUCCACCAUAGCAGGAAACCUCAGACAGUACGGCUCGUCCGUCUACUCGGUGAGACGCCCGAUAUCUGCAACGAGAGACACUACGGGGAGUUGCUACUCGGGUGCAGGUUGUUUGGCAACAAUCACAACAACAGCUCGAGCCUGUAUGUGACCAACGAAAUACUCCGCCAACACCAGACACUACAGCCAUACCAGGAGCACACACAAACACACCCCUCCCGCCUCCAGGUGCGAUGCUUCUUUCCCACAAAUCUCAAACGAAACGUGAUCCGAGCGCACAUUUCUGAUACAGUUCCCGAAAGAAACCCGAUACAUCUUUCCUCACCACAAAUUCCGUUUUAGUACACCAUCUUCUCCAGGAUAGCAGUGUGUGAAUGCGGUGGGCGAAAGGCACAGUUUGGGGGGCCGGGGUUUUGGAGAGAUAAGCGAGAGUGAUAAGAAAACGACGACACAGCUUGCUGUGGUAAGCAAACUGCUACGACGUCGACCACGAUGACGACGCCGACUUCGGCUUCAUCGAGUGCGGCAUAAGAGAUAGUGAAGAAAGGAAGGAUUUGCAGGGCCGUGUGGUAGAACACACCACAGCGUCCCUAUCGGUGGAGCCCAACCAGCGGGUGGGUGGAUCAGGUUUUGAGGUGCAGUUGGGUGAAAUUUCCUUCUCGGCACGGAACAGGGCAGAAUCAUCCUCAGCACGGUGUAACCCGGGUAUCAGUGAGCUUUCAUCCGGCGUACGGUACAGAACGCUUUUCCACGGGUGCUAAAGAGUUUUCCCCCUCGGUACGUCGGUACGAAUUUCAGUCUCGGACAGUGUGGCGUGUGCGAUCUGUAAUAUUUUUUUUUUGGGAAGCAAUCAAUCGUCGGUGGAUAGGCCAUUUUUACGCCGUUUAAUACGCAUCGUUUUAGGUAAAUUCGUUCAUUUAGCUUAAAGUUAUUCACCACCUGACCCGUUCGAUAGGCUGCAUGAGUUUUUAAGCUUUACCUGUUUAGUGUUUUUUUUUUACCAUAAUCGCAUCUGAGCUAUCUGUUACAUACAUUUCACGCAUAGCUGUGGUACAUUAUCGUGAUUGUUUUUGCACCGAUUGCAACCAAAUCCAUUCACAUAUCCAAUCACACACACACACAUUUAAUUCUGUGCACGAAAAGCGAACGCAUCCUCGUAUCGGCAAAAUGAAGGUUGACAUACAAAAUCACGUCGAUCAUCUUCCGGCGCUCAACGGUAUUACCGUUUCAUCUACCCAUGAUCCCCUCAUACUGGAUGAAACAUGUCUAAUGCUGUCGAACUUACUGACGAGAAGCAACCGGAUGGCUUCGAAAGCGCCAGCAACUUGCGAAGUAGCGGCUAAUGUCGAAGCGAAAUCAAGCGAGAUUGAUACGGACCUAUCGAUUUCGGUUAUAACUGAGGAAGAUACUGAGGACGUUUUGGAUCUGCUGAAACGAUUUUUCUUCAAGGAUGAACCCCUCAAUACCUACGUCCAACUUGGUGAGUGUAAGGAAUUGGAGAAGUAUUGCACCAAAAGCCUGGGAGAACACUCUUCCUACAAGGCCGUCAAUUCGAGAGGUGAAAUUGUGGGAGUCAUCCUUAACGGUACAAUCAUGAAACCACAACCUGGCGACGAACCACCGGAAAAGUUGGCUACCAACUGUGCGCAUCCCAAAUUUCGGAAAAUCAUGGCCUUAAUGGACCACGUGGACGAGCUGUUCGACAUCUUCGAGCUGUAUCCCGACAUCGAUCGAUUUUUGGACUGCAAAAUUAUGUCGGUCGACACAAACUACCGUGGCAUGGGCAUUGCGGGCAUGCUGACGGACCGCACGCUCCAGUAUGCGUCCCGAAAUGAUAUUAAGCUGCUACACGUUCUGUGCAGCAGCCAUUUUUCUGCCCGCGUCAUGGAGAAGAUGGACUUUACGGAGGUGUUCCGUUUGCCGUAUGCGGAUUACCACGUUAACGGCGAGCAGGUAUUCGAUCCCGAGAAACCUCACGUGGCGUUGAGAAUCUUGACGAAACGAUUAGACCACUAGCUGGCCGCAGGACGGUUAUACGAUUAAUCAACACAAAAAAAACCCCAGUAUUCAUGGUUGCCCGAUUCGAACAAAAAAUCGAACCCGUUAGGACAUCGCAAUGUUUGGCAUAGUGUAAUAGAACCGGAUUUUAUUCACUCAACUGCCGCAAUCGCGCAAUGUCAAUUACUACUUACACAUGUUGAAAGACACAGUGAAAAGGAUUGAUCCCUCUUGAUGAGGCAUUUUUGAAAGAAAUUUGUAUCGUGUAACACAACAAGUCAUACUUGCAAAGAUAUGCUAAUUUGUGAUAAUGCUUGUGUUUUAAAUGUGCUGCAUUUGGUCAUUUGAAGUCAAAAUUUAAAUAAGUUCAAUGCAAUCACACGCCGGAUUGAUGAAGAUGAGGUUGCAACAGUGUUGCGGAUAUAUAUGUAACUGAAAUCAGAUAAUAAAUAAUUAUUUAUAAAUAGCAUAA